This is a messenger RNA of Sardina pilchardus (European sardine), 4050 nucleotides long. It is a transcript of the gene arhgef37, whose product is annotated as Rho guanine nucleotide exchange factor (GEF) 37. Gene Ontology annotation, molecular function: protein binding; guanyl-nucleotide exchange factor activity. Bases 510 to 2645 code for a protein of 711 amino acids. Lineage: Eukaryota; Metazoa; Chordata; Actinopteri; Clupeiformes; Clupeidae. Gene Ontology annotation, cellular component: cytoplasm. The record is from RefSeq and is a predicted model, not a curated record. The transcript is spliced from 14 exons.
UUUCGGUUGCAUGCAACGUUAUGCUGCAAGGUGUGCCAUUCCUUUAGCGAUGUGUGGAAUGCACAAUGUAAGUGUCAUAACGUCAGAUCAGCUGAUACAACCGGUUUUACAGGACAGCAUGUGUCAGAUGCUGGAGUUUACAAUAACUUAAGCUCCCGCUGUCAUCACAGCAACCAAUGAAUCUAAUUGCUGUGCGCCGCACACACCGCGGUCUGAAUGCAGUGACUGCUGACCGAAUAGCCUACUGAUACCGACAAGCGUGUGUAGACUUACGGUGUUGGCUUGCUCUAGAUAGUAGCCUAAGCAAAGGAUGAUGAUAAAAUAAUGUUUCCACUUCAUCAAGACAUGAAGAUUGAAGAGGAGGAGAUGUCCGUGUGAGACCACCGUUGUGUUUACAGGAGCAACAGUUGUCUGGACGCAGUGUCCACGAUUGAAGCAGUGUCCACGCACCUCCCUGUAUAAAGAGUUGAAGCAGAGAGGAGGAAGAGGAGGAGGAGAAGGAGGAGAAGAUGAAGGGGGCCGGAGGAGCAGACGAGAGUCCUCCCCCUGAGGAGGCGACAGGUGAAGAAGAGGAGCCCACCAAAGAGGAGGAGAAGAAGGAGAUGUCUGCGGAGGAGAAGGAGCGCUUAGCGUCGGAGCAGGCGGUGGCGCGGGAGCGUGCAGCCCAGAGGCAGCUGAUGGCCAUGGAGGAGCUCAUCCACACCGAGGGGACCUUCCUCAAGCACCUGCAGCUCUGCACCGUCACCAUCAGGAACAACCUGCAGAAAAUACAGCCUCCGCUGCCCAACCUGGAUGGAAUGUUCCAGAACAUAGACGAGGUGAUGGACGUGUCCGCCCGUCUGCUCAGUCUGCUGGACCAGACGCAGAUGCAGCCCAGCGACCCCGGCUUCCUCCAGUUUCUCUGUGACUCUUUCCUGAGCCUGUCGCGGGACAUAGAGAUGGCGUAUAAGGAGUACCUGGCCAACUACAGCAACAUCACAGCGCUGGAGAACAGCUACAAGCAGAGGGAGACCCAGUGGGCAGAGAUGGUCAACGUGGUCAAGACCUCGGCGCCUGAGAUCAACGCGUCCAACCUGACGUUCUUCCUGGUGAUGCCGGUCCAGCGCAUCGCCCGCUACCCGCUCCUGCUGCAGACCAUCCAGAAGCACACGGAGCCCUCGCACCCGGCCUACGAGACCCUCACCCAGGCCGCGCACAUCGCCGUGCAGCUCAACUGCCGCAUCAACGAGUACAAGCGCUUCCGGGAAGUGGCUGAUAAGUACAAGCGGACAGAGACCUUGACCAUCCGGGACAAAAUCAAUCGCCUGAGUGGACACAGCAUCGCCAAGAAGACGGCGCGCCUCAGCCAGUUCCUCAAGCACGAGACGGGCAUGGUGCCACAGGCCAAGGAUGAGGAAUUUGACACAUUAGUAGCUUAUUUCUUUGUCAUUGAGAAAGGUGUUUCCGAGCUGCAUGAAAACCUGGAGGCGUACCUGAGCCACCUACAGAGGUUGCAGAGUUGUCGUCCUGAGGACCACGAUUUGGACAUGGAGGCGGACAAGGGAGCGCUGUUCUCACGUGAGAUCGCCGUGGCACUGCGCCAGUGGAUCUACCCAGAGUUUGAGCGGCGUCUGCAGUCUCUGGUCUUCAAGCCGCUGGGCUCGCUGCGCGAGCUUCUGGCCGGUCCUCGGAACCUGAUCCGCAAGCGUCGGGACAAGCUGCUGGACUACGAGGUCCUGGAGGAGAAGAGCGCGCUGAGCUACGAGGAGCAGGCGGUGGUCAACACGUACCGCACCAUCCACGCGCUGCUCCUGGACGAGCUGCCCCGCUUCAACUCCAGCGCCAUGCAGCUGCUGCUGGCCACGCUGGGCAACCUGUCCUGCCUGCUGGGAGACCUGGCCACCGACAUGGAGCAGCUCGCCAACAGCUUCACACAGCAGCUCCCACACAGCUGGAUGGAUUCCGGAGAGUUCUGGAAGUGGGCUGAGAGCUCGGUUCUGGAGGCAGGGCGGAGUCUGGAGAGUCUGUGUCAGAGCGUCCAGGACGAGCUCAAUGCUCCUAUUGUCCAGCCCCUCAGCAGUCCAAAUCAGAAGCGGCUAACGGCGCUGUUGGGUCGGCACGCACGGGAUAAGAUCUACCAGCUGACCGGUCCAGUGGUGGGCGCACGUGACCUUGACCUGACCCUCGGCAAGGGCGAGCUGGUUGGCGUGGUGAGCGAGAUGGACACUCGUGGAGAUCGCCGCCGCUGGCUUGUGGAUGCUGGAGGUCCGCGGGGGUACUUGCCCGCCUCUAAACUGACGCGCUACCACCCCGGUGCCCAGGAGACCCCUCCUCCGUCGCCGGCACCGUCGCAAUACCUGUCGGCCACCCUACCGAACCCGGUGGCACGCAGGCACUCGUCGUACACCGCCGCCCCGCCCUCCCCAGGCUUCUCCAUAGCAAUGCCCAGCUACCAGGUGUACGCGGGGUACGACUUCACGGCGAGCGGCAGCCGCGAGGUGUCCCUGCGCCAGGGCGAGCCGGUGCGGGUGCUGGAGCCGCACGACAAGCGCGGCAACGCCGAGUGGAGCCUGGUGGAGGCGCACGGGCACAAGGGCUACGUGCCCUCCAACUACCUGGCAGUGCUGCCCGCCAUGGUGGCGUCGCCCACCUUCCCCUACCGCUAGCUGGGGGCAGUAGAGAUGGACGCUGUUGUGUGCGCACACACACACACACACACACACACACACACACAGAGAGAGAGACCCCUAAGUGUGGGUGUUACGCACACACACAGAUGGACACUGUUACGCUCGAACCCACACACACACAGUGAGAUGCUCAUUGUCUCACCACACACACACACACACACUUCAGCGUAAAGACUGUUGAGGUUGUGUGUGUGUGUGUGUGUGUGUUUUGAAGUGCUGAAGGAGGACUAGAGUGGUGCACUCCGGUUAUGUGUUUGAUCUGCAGCUGCUGGUAGCUACGGCAACCCAAGGCCAUUUUCUUGCAGAGGAUGGAGUAGCUGUCACGAGGUCCGCAGCACACACAUACACACACACACACAGGCACACACACACACACGUACACGCACACACUGACAGACACACAGGCACGUGCCCUCUUACAGCCCACAGCGGGGAUCGUCAAAUGAAAAUGACAUGGCAGACAGUAAAGGAAUGUGUGUGUGUGUGUGUGUGUGUGUGUGCGUGUGUGUGUGUGUGUGUCACUGCGCACACAUGUACGUAUGUAUGCGUGAGUUUGGGUGCAUGUUUUUUUAUAUGUGUGUGUGUGUGUGUGUGUGUGUGUGUCUCUGGAGGCUCUUAAGAGCACGCGUCUGUCAGCAUGAGUCCUGGUGUGCCCUUAACUGGAUUGAUGGUGCUUCUCUCUGCGUGACAGGCAGCCCCGCACAGCUCUCCUACGCAUAAAUCUCCAUCUCUAGCUGAUAGCCAGCUCUGAUGCUACCGACCCACGCCACAUCAGCACCGACUCCAGCUGCCAGCUGGAGCAUCCGCAGCCGUCUCCCUACCGGGGCCCUCACUGGAACUGGGCUCUCUUUUUUUUUUCCGGAACCUUCCGUCUCAUUUGCACUCAUUUGAACAUUUAACGUGGUGCUUACAGACUGAAAAUUUCAUACACUGGACGUUUAACAGGAGCUAACUUGAACUGAUUGUAGCUGACGUGCUUUUGAUCACUGUGUCUGGUAGAGCAGCAUUUGUUGUGUUUACUACUGUGGUUGCUUAUGGUGCAUUAGUAAGGACAAUUGAGCUGAUAGUGGCUGAUUGUAGCGUGGUUGCAUUCUCUCCUUACACCACUAGGGGGACUAGUGCAUCACAUUAUCACCCCCCUCACAUCCAUGUAUUUCUGUUGCCGUCGGAAGGAUUGGUUUUACCACAGAGGCAGUAUUAUUGUAAACAAUCGAUAUGCUAUUUAUUGGACAACAGGAAUCUUGGAAUGCUCGUGUGAUUCAGUGGAGGACAAAACGCAUUUUACAUUUGCUUGGAUUGUAGUAAUUUAUUUACAGCUCCCUCAGUGGAUAGUCUGCACUAAGACGAAUGAUGAUUAAAUUGCUCAAGCAUGAGGCUCUCA